Molecule: messenger RNA, 1141 nt
Organism: Syngnathoides biaculeatus (alligator pipefish)
Lineage: Eukaryota; Metazoa; Chordata; Actinopteri; Syngnathiformes; Syngnathidae
Product: cip1-interacting zinc finger protein-like
Exons: 8
Coding region: 1-933 (310 amino acids)
Cellular component (GO): nucleus
Source: RefSeq, a predicted model, not a curated record
AUGGUUUCGUCUUCGAUGUGGCCUCCCCGCCUGCAGGGGGCGACAGGCAGACAGACAGACAGACAGACAGACGCGCAUCGGGAAGAAGAUCCGAGCAGGCGCGAGGAAGCGGACCCUGAGCGGACCACCUCGCUUCGCCUCCAGCCGGACUUUCGGCUUCUCGAUGACUGCGGAGCACCGUUGGGGUCAAAGGUUAUCAGCAUGGACAAGCGUCAGAAGAAGCCCAACAGUUUGUCAAGCCCAAACAGGUCGGAGGAGGCCGGCGGCGACGUGCCGCCCGACAGUGCCGCGCCUGCGUCGCGUGGCGCUCGUCCUCCCGGGCGGCAGCCGGCAGCGCAACUUCGCGACGCCGGCCAAACUUCGGAGAGCGCGUGUUCGCUGAAGGUGACCAUCCAGCAGGGCGGCGCCAGUCGAGAGUUCACGCAGGAGGAUGAGACGGAGGCCGAGCAGGGGGCGGGGCUCCGCUGUCACAUGUGCGGGGUCACGCGUCGCUCCCCGCAGCUCCGCCGCCGUCGCUGUGCGUCUGUGCAGGAAUUUGAGGAGCACAUGAGCGGCCCCGCCCACCUGGCCAAGCGCGAGGCCGUCACGCGCGCCAUCGGCGCCGCCGCGCACGCGCUCGCCGACAGACGGCGCCGCUGGUGCCGCACGUGUCAGACCGCCUUUGCCGGCCACGUCGUCAGCCACCGACAAAGCAAACAACACAAGGCGUGCAAGCGCGCGUCGAGGCCGUUCUGCGCGCCGUGCGGCCGCCACCUGAAGACGCCGCGCAAGUUCGUCGAGCACAUGAAGUCCGACGAGCACAGGCGGCAGUUGGGCGCGAAGGCGGCUCAGGAGGAGGAGCUCAUCACCGUGGACGCCGUCGGCUGUUUUGUGGAGGAGGCGGAGCCCGGGCGGGAAGAGGAGGCGGCCGCUUUGAACGACCACCAAGAUUAGGUCACAAAUAAUUUUGCAAAAUGCCUCGCAGCGGUCAGAACCGGGGUUCAAACCUGCACUUUCCUCCCACAUCUCAUGUGAUCGUGAGCGCGACCGCCCAGAGCGUGCCGCGAACCUCGUGAGGAUGAGCGUCUGGAUGAUAGAGUGAAUAUUGAUGGCUGUGUGAUAUUUCAGUUCUAUUUUAAUAAAUGUGCCAAAAUUUCAAGAA